AGCCCUCCCAGACUUUCUACACUCAACACUCUUUUCUUCCUUCUGAAAGCGUUAGAAGGCUCUCUGCAUUUCCCGGCGUCGGAUUUCCGGUCGAGUUAGGGUUCCGGCGAGAAUGGGGAGUACGAUUCUUUCUGAACUUGGAACAGAGAUCGUGAUCCCGAUUUGCGCUGUCAUUGGGAUCGUUUUCUCGCUCGCGCAGUGGUUCAUUGUUUCGCGCGUAAAGGUCACUCCGGAGCGCAACCCGGCGUCCUCGGGUCCUAACAGCAACAAGAAUGGCUACAAUGAUUAUCUCAUUGAGGAGGAAGAAGGCCUCAACGACCACAACGUCGUCCUUAAGUGUGCUGAAAUACAGAAUGCCAUUUCUGAAGGUGCCACCUCCUUUCUAUUUACUAUGUAUCAGUAUGUUGGGGUUUUCAUGGUUGCUUUUGCAAUCUUGAUCUUCCUCUUCCUUGGUUCUGUCGAGGGCUUCAGCACAAAGAGUCGGUCUUGCACUUAUGAUAAGGAAAAGACAUGCAAGCCAGCAAUUGCCACUGCACUCUUUAGUACUGUGUCUUUCGUGCUUGGUGCUGUGACCUCAGUCCUAUCUGGCUUCCUUGGCAUGAAGAUUGCAACUUAUGCCAAUGCAAGGACAACAUUGGAAGCAAGAAAGGGCGUUGGAAAAGCCUUUAUCGUGGCAUUUAGGUCUGGUGCAGUGAUGGGUUUUCUUCUUGCUGCAAAUGGUCUUUUGGUGCUUUACAUUACGAUCAACCUUUUUAAGUUGUACUAUGGUGAUGAUUGGGAAGGUCUUUUUGAGGCUAUUACUGGUUAUGGUCUUGGUGGAUCUUCCAUGGCUUUGUUUGGUAGAGUUGGUGGUGGUAUCUAUACCAAGGCUGCUGAUGUUGGUGCUGAUCUAGUGGGGAAGGUUGAGAGGAACAUUCCCGAGGAUGACCCAAGAAACCCAGCUGUGAUUGCUGACAAUGUGGGUGAUAAUGUUGGAGAUAUAGCCGGAAUGGGAUCUGAUCUUUUUGGUUCAUAUGCUGAAGCAUCUUGUGCUGCUCUUGUUGUUGCUUCUAUCUCAUCUUUCGGCCUCAGCCAUGAUUUCACUGCAAUGUCUUAUCCUCUCCUAAUCAGUUCUAUGGGAAUUCUCGUUUGCUUGAUCACAACCCUCUUUGCCACUGAUAUCUUUGAGAUCAAGGCUGUCAAUGAAAUUGAACCAGCAUUAAAAAAGCAGCUUAUCAUCUCUACUGUUCUUAUGACUAUUGGAGUUGCAGUUAUUAGCUGGGUCGCUCUGCCAUCAUCCUUCACAAUUUUCAAUUUUGGAACCCAGAAAGUUGUAAAGAACUGGCAAUUAUUUUUAUGUGUGGGUGUUGGUUUGUGGGCUGGACUUAUCAUUGGAUUCGUGACUGAGUAUUAUACUAGCAAUGCAUACAGCCCAGUGCAAGAUGUGGCUGAUUCCUGCAGGACUGGGGCUGCAACCAAUGUGAUUUUUGGGCUUGCUUUGGGAUACAAAUCUGUCAUCAUUCCAAUUUUUGCCAUUGCAGUCAGCAUUUUUGUUAGUUUUAGCUUUGCUGCCAUGUAUGGCAUUGCUGUGGCUGCCCUUGGGAUGCUUAGCACCAUUGCUACAGGUCUAGCUAUUGAUGCUUAUGGGCCCAUCAGUGAUAAUGCUGGAGGUAUUGCUGAAAUGGCUGGCAUGAGCCACCGUAUCCGUGAACGAACAGAUGCUCUUGAUGCUGCAGGAAAUACCACAGCUGCCAUUGGAAAGGGGUUUGCCAUUGGAUCUGCUGCUCUUGUAUCUCUAGCCUUGUUCGGUGCUUUCGUGAGUCGUGCAGGAGUUUCGACUGUUGAUGUCUUAACACCAAAGGUCUUUAUUGGUCUGAUUGUGGGUGCUAUGCUUCCCUACUGGUUCUCAGCUAUGACCAUGAAGAGCGUGGGUAGUGCAGCUCUUAAGAUGGUUGAGGAGGUUCGCAGACAGUUCAAUACCAUUCCCGGUCUCAUGGAGGGAACUGCCAAGCCUGAUUACGCCACAUGUGUCAAGAUCUCUACUGAUGCUUCCAUCAAGGAGAUGAUUCCGCCUGGUUGCCUUGUCAUGCUGACACCUCUCAUCGUUGGAACUCUCUUCGGUGUUGAGACCCUCUCUGGUGUUCUAGCUGGUUCCCUUGUCUCUGGUGUCCAGAUCGCAAUAUCUGCUUCAAACACUGGUGGUGCAUGGGACAAUGCUAAGAAGUACAUUGAGGCUGGUGCUUCGGAACAUGCAAGAAGUCUUGGCCCCAAGGGAUCAGACCCACACAAGGCAGCUGUAAUUGGUGACACCAUUGGUGACCCACUCAAGGACACCUCUGGUCCAUCACUUAACAUCCUCAUCAAGCUCAUGGCAGUUGAAUCGCUUGUUUUUGCUCCCUUCUUCGCCACCCAUGGCGGCCUUCUUUUCAAGUUCCUUUAAGGGAAAGUGGUGAUGGGUUUGAAAGAUUUAGUUAUCUCAUUUUGUUCUAUUUUUGGUCCCCAGGGGCAGAAAGAUUUUAAUUGACUUCUUUCUUUUUCUUUUUCUUUCUUCCUUGAGCUAGUAGUGGUGGUACUGGUACUCUUCUUCUCUUAGGUAGUGUUUGGGAAAAAAUUAUGAACCCUGAGAAUCAAUUACAAACACUAGUUGCGAAAGUUAAAUACCUUUAUAUUAAAUGUUGUUGAAAUGGGGCUCCCACAAUUUUCAUUUUCA
This is a messenger RNA of Humulus lupulus (European hop), 2689 nucleotides long. Its product is annotated as pyrophosphate-energized vacuolar membrane proton pump. Gene Ontology annotation, molecular function: diphosphate hydrolysis-driven proton transmembrane transporter activity; inorganic diphosphate phosphatase activity. The transcript has 8 exons. Lineage: Eukaryota; Viridiplantae; Streptophyta; Magnoliopsida; Rosales; Cannabaceae. Gene Ontology annotation, cellular component: membrane. Gene Ontology annotation, biological process: proton transmembrane transport. The coding region runs from base 113 to 2419 and encodes 768 amino acids. The record is from RefSeq and is a predicted model, not a curated record.